AAAUGUUAAGGCUUACAAUCACUGAGAUCGGAUGGAGCCACGGAGGUUGCUAACUUGGGAAUUCCUGACCGUUUGUUUAAGCGUCACGGACGAUGGUCCAGUGAGUUCGCGAAAAUGGUUAUAAUAAGUAUUCGGUGGAGGGUGUCUAAAUCUUUUAAUAUUGUACUGUUUGACAAGUUUGUUGUGUUUUGUGGCCCGUUCUUCUUAUUCAGCUGGUAUGCGUGUCCCGUCGGCUAGUACCAAACAACUGAGUUUGUGUUUGUUUGCUAAAUAGGAAAAUGUGGGAUGUAAGGAAGAUAUACGAACAUUAUUUUCCCAUUAGCAUGAAUUUGCCGCUAAAGGCACUGUAGAAGCACGAGGAUAUUUGUUCAUGGUUAAACAGUGCUCAGUGUUUGUCAUUCAGCAUUGGGAACUCGCAGGUUGCGUGCAAUCCACAAACUGCAAGAAUCGACCAAGAAAAUGUGCACUUAAUCAUGAAUUAUUUAUGGGAUGUCGAGGAAACACAAAAAAUUGUAUAUUGUUACAAAGACCAGCAAUUCAUAGCACGGUGCGUAGCGCUACAUCUAGUAUCUUGCUCCAAAGAAGAAGCAAGCGCGAACAUUUACAACAUUUCGUCUGAUGAUAUGACGUCGGUUACGAUCAUCAUAUUUUCUUACAAACAAACGCUGUCAGGCAAUUAUAGCUGCGUCAAGGAAAAUGAACGAGAUAGGAAAACUAUCUGCUUAACUACAGAAACAACAACGUUGACAUCAGCCGCUUCGUCAGAAACAACAACAUUGACAUCAGCCCCUUCGUCAGGUCUGAACGCCGGACAAAAAGCCGCCAUCGCUGUACCAAUCGUUGUGAUUGCGCUUGUGGUUGUUGUAUUAUUAAUAUGUUUAAAAAGAAAAGGGUACAUAUGUUAACCAGGCAACGCUAACCAAAUAAUAACAUGAAGGAAUUUAUUAGUGCAAAACCACUUUGCAGAAUGAAACGUUUGACAAGCGUUCAUCUUCGUUCAUGCAUACAAUAAUACAAAAAAUAAACGUUA
Molecule: messenger RNA, 1030 nt
Organism: Dreissena polymorpha
Lineage: Eukaryota; Metazoa; Mollusca; Bivalvia; Myida; Dreissenidae
Exons: 6
Coding region: 474-905 (143 amino acids)
Source: RefSeq, a predicted model, not a curated record